Messenger RNA from Aspergillus uvarum CBS 121591, 13227 nucleotides. Its product is annotated as acetyl-CoA synthetase-like protein. Lineage: Eukaryota; Fungi; Ascomycota; Eurotiomycetes; Eurotiales; Aspergillaceae. Gene Ontology annotation, molecular function: phosphopantetheine binding; catalytic activity. Gene Ontology annotation, biological process: secondary metabolite biosynthetic process; amino acid activation for nonribosomal peptide biosynthetic process. Gene Ontology annotation, cellular component: cytoplasm. The record is from RefSeq and is a predicted model, not a curated record. Bases 1 to 13227 code for a protein of 4408 amino acids. The transcript has 5 exons.
AUGCUUGGUUCCUGCCAGCAGCCCGAUCCACCACUAGUGAAUGAUUGCGUGCACUAUGCCUUCCACCGGCAAGCUACCCGAACUCCCGAUGCACCAGCAAUCGCAUCCCAUGAUGCCUCCCUCUCAUACCGGCAAUUGGACGAUUACUCCAAUCGCGUCGCGUUGAUGCUCCAGGCACGAAACGUCGGCCCCGAAGUUGUGGUUCCCCUGGUUUUUGAAAAGUCGGCAUGGGCCAUUGUUGCCAUGCUUGCAGUCAUGAAGGCCGGCGGAGCCUGUGCAAACAUCAGCCCGAGCUAUCCAGUCGAGCGAACUAGCAGCAUCGUUCGACAAUGCGGCGCGUCCAUCAUCUUGACCAACGUGACCGAUGGAAGAUUGCAGGGGGUUCGAGAGGCAGACCUGAUUAACAUCACUCGUGACACAGUGACCGCGUUACCACCCCUUCCAUCCAAGGACCUGCUUCCCAUGAUUACCCCUGAGAAUGCAGCGUAUAUUUUGUUCACAUCCGGAAGCACAGGAGAGCCGAAAGGAAUUGUUGUGGAGCAUGGCUCCCUCUGCACCUGCUCUGCUGCUCAUGGCUCGAAAUGGGGGAUCAACCCUGUUCCAAUUUGCGUCCUAUACAUUCGCGUGGCGGACAUUUUCUUCUCCUUGAUGCGCGGGGCAUGUAUCUGUACCCCCUCCGAAGCGGAGCGACUGGAGAAUUUGAGUGAUACUCUCACACGACUUCAGGCCAACUGGGCGUUCUUGACUCCCUCAGUGGCCGCGACGGUCAAUCCAGCCUCCGUAACAUCGCUUCGGACUUUGCUGCUUGGAGGUGAAGCAGCCACACAUCAGAACAUCCAGAACUGGGCCGAGUCAGUAGAUCUGAUCAUCUGCACAGGCCCGGCAGAGUGCUCGGUCUACUGCAUGGGGAGCUUGCCCUGUACCAAGGACUCCGACCCUGCCAAUGUUGGUUUUCCAAUCGGCGGGCGACUUUGGGUGACCAAACCGCAGGACCCCACGGUCUUGGUUGCUCCGGGAGAGAUUGGCGAGCUGGUGAUCGAGGGUCGCAUUGUGGCCAGAGGCUAUCUCAAGAAUCCGGAAGCCACUGCAAAGUCCUUCCUCGUUGAGCCCCCGUGGCUUCCCCGAGACAAUGUGGCCUCGCAUCCGCGUCGCGUAUAUCGAACCGGCGACUUGAUUCGACAAAACGCCGAUGGGUCCUAUAACUUCAUCGGACGAUCCGACGACCAGGUGAAGGUCCGAGGCCAACGAGUGGAGCUCGGAGAGAUCGAGACCACUAUCAUACAAGCGUCGGAUUCUCUGGCUCGUGUGAAGGUGCUGUACAGCGGGCGAACAGCCCUUCGACCGCGGGAAAGUCUGACGGCAUUCGUGGAAUUCAAGAAGAGCUUCGCGGCUGCCUCUGGGCUGCCAUGUUCGGAGCCCAUCCAAAAGGAGAUCGAAUCCAUCAGAAGAGCUGUGGCAGCGAUCUUGCCGUCUUAUAUGGUCCCAAGUCAUUUCCUUUCCAUUGAAAAACUGCCGCUUACCCUCAAUGGCAAGGCGGACGUGAAGUCGUUGCGUCAAGUGUUCGCAGCGUAUGAGCAAGAACAAAUGCAAAUUGGAAAAGAUGAUAAAUCUAGCUCCGAUGCAUCCAUGACGACGAAUGAGUUACUCCUCCGCAGCCUGUGGGCCAGAGUUCUGAAAUUAAACGAGAGCUCUAUUGGACCGCAAAGCGAUUUUGUGCGGCUCGGAGGCAGCUCGCUGAGUGCCAUGGAGCUGGUCGGUGCUGCGCGUGCUGAACGACUGAAUCUGUCUUUUGGCUCGAUCUUGGAACUAUCCAAAUUGAGUGAAAUGGCUGCGGUAUGCUCUAAGCUCCCUGUGAUGUCAUGCGAUGAUGACGACGACGAUGAUGAUGAUUCUGCUGGGAUUGAAACUCCCAGCCUCUGGUCGACAUCACUCUCCGAGACUGAGUCAGACCUAUCCACUAUCUCUGCACCAUUCAGUCUGAUCGAUCCUGCAAGCCUGUCAGAGGUAAUCGCCGAAGCUGCUACUCUCUGUAAUGUCAGUCCAGAGCGAGUUCUGGACCUAUACCCGGUGACACCUCUGCAGGAAGAUCUGAUAGCUUUAAGUCAAAGCUCCCAGGACAAUUACGUCUCGACGUAUUGCAUGGAGGCUCUGCCAACCGUUGACCUAGCUCGGAUCAAGGGAGCUUGGGAACAGAUCUAUGAUGAGCUAGAAAUCCUUCGAACGCGAUUAGUCUACUUAUCUGACCGAGAUCUGGCCCUCCAGGCCGUGAUUGACGAAAAGGUGACCUGGAAAAGUGAUCGCAGUGUUGGCACAGGGUUUGAUGCAAAGAGCAUCUCGUCGUAUGGAAGUCCGUUAUCACAGCUCGCUAUUCGAGAGAGUGAUGGGAAGAUCUUCAUUGUGUGGAAUGUUCACCACAGUCUCAUUGAUGGAGUAUCCAUCUCUUUGAUAUUCAAUCGGGUGGCUGCGAUCUACCAGAACCCGUCGGCCCCAACCAGCAUUGUCCCCUUCAAGAGCUUCAUUGAGCACCAGGCCUCGCUUCCCAAGGAUGAAGCGAGGAGGUGGUGGGCAGAGUAUCUUGAUGGUGCACCAGCCUCGCAUUGGCCUCGCGAUACUGGAUCAGGUUCCAAGACUUUACGACUCGCGGCUCCAUUAAAUAGCGCCAAUCGGCCCUUUACCCUUGCAUCAUACCUGAAGACAGCAUGGGCCUACCUCAUUGGAAUGUACUCCAAUUCUUCCGAUGUAGUCUUUGGCUGUACAAACUGGGGCCGAUCUUCUUCGAUGCCGGGUGUGCUCUCCGUCGUUGGACCAACGAUCACCACCGUCCCGUACCGAAUUCAGUUCACGGGUGAUAGCAGCAUUUCGGAUAUUUUGAGUGGGGUGCAGUCUGAUUCCAUCAGGAUGGCAGCCCAAGACCACAUUGGGCUUUUGGGAAUACGAAAAUGCAGUGCGAACAUGGAAGAAGCCUGUCGGUUUCACUCUCUGCUCAUCAUUCAACCCGCCCAGCCGGCUUCUGAACUGGACUCUGUUACCCGGAUUGACAGCCUGGAUGAGACGAUAGAGUCAUACCCACUUGUCAUGGAAUGCAAAGAGCUCAAUGGCGGCGUCGAGUUGGUUCUGACCUACCAGACAGACGCAAUACCGCACCGGUUGGCACUGUCACUUCUCAGGCAAAAGUCGAAGAUACUCGAGCAUCUUCUUUCGACAAACCCCGAGACAUCUGUGACCAGUUUCAACCCUUUCACCAAAGCCGAUCUUGACAUUCCACAUGAGGGUCGUCUCUCUCUAUAUGAAUUAGGCUCAAGCUGCAUUCAUACCAAGUUCUACGGUCAAGUGCAAUCACAACCUACAGCACCGAGUGUCAACUCUACGGACGUCUCCUGGGACUACGAAACUCUGGAUAGACUAUCGACAGAUGCUGCAUACGCAUUGCUUGAGGCCGGUAUUGAUUCCUCCUCUAUUGUACCGAUCUGUUCUCCAAAGUCGCCCUGGGUCAUCGUCUCAAUGUUGGCUGUACUCAAGUCCGGUGCCACGUUUUUACCUUUGGAUGCCUCCAAUCCACCAGACCGUCUGCAACGGAUAAUUCAGCGUGUCCAACCCACGGUGAUUCUCGCACCAGCAGAACAAGCUACAUUGUUCCAGAAUACCGGGCGUUGCCUCAUUUGCCCCAGUCACCUACCAACAUUGCACAGGAAGCCUGCGCAGGCAGCACUCCCAGAGGUCAGCUCCAGUUCCCUAGCUUACAUUAUGUUUACGUCAGGUUCUACAGGUGAGCCAAAGGGAGUGGAAGUUGAGCACGCAGCAUACUGUGUCGGUGCCCUAACUCGAGCACCUCACAUUGAGCGAGGACCCGGCUCUCGGGUGUAUCAAUUCGCAUCGUAUGGCUUUGACACAAGCAUCGAAGAUAUUUUUACUACCUUAAUCACUGGUGGAUGUGUUUGCGUGGCGGGAGAGAGUGAGCGUCGCGAUGAUCUAACUGGCUCAUUCACUCGCCUGGGGGCUAAUACUCUUGAUAUCACCCCGUCUCUUGAGAGCACACUGGAUCCUGCCACCGUACCAAGUCUCCGAACUUUGAUUCUUGGCGGGGAGGCAUUGAGCUCGCCGACACUGGUAGCGAAAUGGGCGGACACCGAUGUCACCCUGAUCAACACCUAUGGUCCUACGGAAACAGCCAUUGUGACGAGUGUCAAAAACCCCAUUGUGGCUGAUGGAGAAAUCAACGACAUCGGGAUUUUACCCUGUGGGCGGGCAUGGGUCGUACACUCCCAGAACCACCAUAUUCUCCUGCCCCGAGGGGCUGUCGGCGAACUCCUCGUCGAAGGCCCAAAUAUGGCUCGUGGCUACUUUGAAGACGGGCAUCAGACUGCUCGCGCGUUUGUGACCGAUGUUGCAUGGGCCCCCACAGAAGCUCGUUUUUACAAAACCGGCGAUCUGGUCCGAUUCUCAACCACCGGCGAAAGUCUUAUAUUUGUAGGUCGGAAGGAUGCGCAGGUCAAGAUCCGUGGGCAACGUGUUGAACUUCUGGAGGUCGCUACGCAUGUGCAGCAAGCUUCUGGAGCUCUUGACGUUGUUGCUGAUUUUGUGAGCUUGGCGGAUCAAUCCCCAACAUUGCUUGCAUUCCUACGUCUCGAUCAAUCCCUACAUGAAUUCUCUGUCCUGCCAAUCACCCAAGAACUGGGGGAUCUCAUCAAACGAUGCGAGAAGAGUUUACUAGAUAAGAUCCCGAGUUAUAUGGAACUCAAAGAUACUGAUGCCAAACCAUUGAAGACGAAGGAAGAGAUUCUUCUCGCAUCGCUUUGGGCGAAAGUACUCCACCUGGAUCCACGCACGUUGCACGCCAAAUCCAACUUCUUCCGAUCCGGAGGAGACUCUCUAACUGCGAUGCGUCUCUCAGCUACUGCUCGAGGAAGGCAGAUCGAAUUGUCUGUCUCAGAGAUCUUCCGUACGCCCUCUCUUGUCGAAAUGGCUCAGCAUCUCUCGUCCACCAGUGAGGGCCAUGGCCCGGUGAAAUUGCCACCAUUGAGUCUCCUACCCUCUGGGACCGCCGUGUCGGAAAUCUUGCAGAGACAAUGGAUUGAUCUCAGCGAGGAGGAUAUUGAGGACAUAUACCCCUGUACUCCGACGCAGGAAGGUAUGAUGGCCCUCGGUGCGAAACAGCCCGGUGCAUAUGUCGCACAGUUCGAGUAUGUAUUGCAGGAAAACAUUGACAUUGGGAGACUACGAUCGGCCUGGAAUCGCGUGGUGAAAGCAAAUCCCAUUCUUCGGACUCGAAUCCUUCUUGAUCCAGUGCUGGGUUCCCUACAGCUGGUGACCCGGUCGACGUCCCCCUCUAAUAUAUCUGCGACUGGCUCGCGGACCGCGAUGACAUACGGAACGCCGCUGUUUCGGUUCGAGAUCUCGGCUGAACCCCGGGCGUCCCUCACGCUGCUGCUUCACCAUGCUGUUUUCGACGGGUUUAGUCUGGUACAGAUACAGCAGCAGGUGGUCGGCCUUUACAUGUAUCCCGAGUCAUCGCAAGAAGUGUCUUCAUUCGCUCCAUUUAUGGCUUAUCUGUCCGAGAGAGACAAAGGGAAAGAGGCCUCUUACUGGAGAGCGCAGCUGUCAGGCAGUCCCUCGACCGACUUCCUGAUCCGAGCACCAUGCACUGCUCAGCCCCGCGUUGAGAAUCAUCUCUUUCACCAUCUCGAUCUCCCGUCCAACCAGUCGAAUGCUGUUAGUGAACUGGGAGUGACUAUUCCUCUCGUCCUUCGAGCUGCGUGGGCGCUCACCAUCAGCACAUUUACGUUCUCGGAAGAUCUGGUUUUCGCUGAGAUGCUCUCUGGUAGGAAUGCGUUUGUAGACGGGAUAUGGUCUCUCAACGCCCCUACAGUCACGACUGUACCGAUCCGAUGCCAGAUCAACAGGAAUUGGACAGUCCGAGAGUUCUUGGAGUCUAUCAGGCUGCAAGCCGCCGAAAUGAUUCCUUUCGAGCAAACCGGGUUGCAGAACAUCGAGAAGUAUAUUUCGCAGUCGUUGGAUGCCUCGAGUAUCCUUGUAAUCCAGCCAGAUGACUUUGACCGGUCCGAGUUCGACUCCAUGUUUGUAUCCACCGAGCCUCAGACCUUGAGUGCCCAGACGGCGGAUUACUACACCAACGAUCUUGUCCUGGAGGUGAAAAUCACCAAAGGUGGAGUGGACUUCGAGGCUAUCUACGACAGCACCCGGAUCCCAUCGAGAAUCAUGAGCUCUGUCCUGACAACCGUUGCCAGUUUGACGACGCAGAUCUUCUACGCCCAGCCAGACGAGACACUGGUGGAUUUGCGCCCAUGUCCAGUUGUUGGUAAGGAAGAACAAGCGGAGGCAGGUCACUUGAAAUCCAAUGACCCCACGGUAAACCCCUCGUUGAUAUGCGAUCUCAUUUUUCAGGGCCCUUCAUACAUGGGACAGAAACAAGCUCUGGUUUCUUGGGAGGGAACCAUGACCUUCGCCGAAUUGGACAGCAAAAGUACCAACCUGGCUCGGUAUCUUCAAUCACUUCACCUGGAAGGGGAUACUAUCGUGGUUCCGUUGCUAUUUGAGAAGUCCUUGAAUGCGAUCAUUGCCAUUCUCGCUGUCUUGAAGGCCGGGUACGCGUAUACUGCUCUGGACCCUACUCACCCUGCCGAGCGUCUCCGCGAUAUGGUGCAGCAGGUCAAAGCCCAAAUAUGCCUUGUAUCUUCAGUGCUGAGUGACAGGUUGUUGGGAGUCACGGCGACCUUGCAGGUGAUUGAUCAUUCCUUCUUGGCCUCGCUCGAGACCCUCGAGUGGAGCAGCAAGAAGCUUGACCGUCGAACAUGCUCCGCCGACAGCGCCGCAGUCAUCGUCUUUACAUCAGGGAGCACUGGGAGGCCCAAGGCGAUUGUCCUUUCUCAUGACGCCAUCACCUCGCACGCCAGACUAUUCGGCCCACAACUCCGCAUUACACGCAACAGCCGCGUUCUUUGCAACGCAGCAUGGGCGUUUGACAUCCAUGCAUUCGAGAUCCUGGUCACUCUCAUCGCCGGUGGAACAUUGUUUCUGACCAACAAAGACCGUUCUCACCUGGCUGAGCUGAUCGGCCGGUGGAAGAUCAAUUGGCUCUUCUCGACCCCAUCAGCGCUCAAGACACUCGAUGAUCCCUCUUCUGUUCCCACAUUAGAGUCCAUAGUCAUGGUUGGAGAACUUCCAUCCCGGGAGAUCUAUGAAAGAUGGUCUGAAAGCCAUCUGACCUUGAUCAAUGGGUAUGGACCUGCAGAGAACACGUUCUUCUCCACCAUGGCCGUGGUCGAACGCGGGGAUCAAGACCCAAGGAACAUUGGCUUCCCCAUCAAUACGCGAGCCUGGAUCAUGGACCCCAACAACGUCCAAAAUCCUCUGCCUCGGGGCGCGGUGGGUGAGCUCGUUGUGGCGGGACGGCAACUAGCCCAGGGCUACCUUCACAACGAGACGGCCACCAAUGCAGCUUUUGUCCCCGCACCCCCAUGCCUAGAGGGGAUCGAAGACGGCCUUAUAUACAGAACCGGAGACCUGUGUCAGUUCACCCAGGAUGGGAGUCUUUGGAUUCUCGGACGGGUUGACUCUCAGGUGAAGCUUCGUGGGCAACGCCUGGAAACAGCAGAGGUUGAACAUCAUCUGGUCAAGUCCCUCGGCAAGGAGGCAGCGGUCGAUGUUGCCACCCUUCCAUCCAAGACACAGGUCCUGCUCGCCUUUGUGAAGGUCAGUUCAAGUAACGAGCAAGGGAUCAUGGCAGUGGCUGAGAUGACUGAUGAAUUCCGCCACGCAUGCGGAGAGGCUGUGAAUGAGAUCUCCGGCUUCCUCCCGAAUUACAUGGUUCCGACCCAUUUCAUCCCCAUGGCACAGCUCCCACACACUGCAUCCGACAAGCUGGACCGGAAACGACUGCGGGAAUAUGCUGCUCGGCUCUCAGAUGAGUCCAACGACCUGGAAACGUAUUCUCUCCUCCAGGUCAAGAAUCUGGUUCCGCCGGCACCAGGAGUCGAACAGGAGCUGCAGUCAUUGUGGUCCCAGUUGCUUGAGAUUGACCCGACUAAUAUUGGCGCCAAUAGUCAGUUCACGGCACUGGGCGGCAAUUCAAUCACGGCCAUCCGGCUUGCGACCAUGCUUCGCCAGAGAGGCUCUGCCGGCGGGGACUUGACGGUGGCCGACAUCCUUCAAUAUCCGGCUCUGAAAGACAUGGCCAAGCGUGUUCGGAUUCAGCAAGAAAGCCUGUUGCAGGAGAGACCCUCGCUCCUCCCGGAGGAUGAUCGGAAGGAGCUGAUUGCCUCCAUUCUCUCAGAGAACAACGGUGACUUCUCGUCGGAAACUGAUAUUGAGGAUGUAUAUCCCUGCACACCUCUCCAAGCACAGUUCAUGCACGCCACACUACAAAGCUCCCAUGCGUACAUCAGCCACCAUAUCUUCUCUGUCAAACCUGGCAUCGAUGGGGACAGACUUGCCAAGGCGUGGCACACGGUCAUUAACCGACACAGCAUAUUCCGAACCCGAAUACUGCAGGCUGCCUCCGGCGAUCUCCUUCAGGUGGUGCGACGAACCAUGAGCUCAGAUCAGUGCUCAACUUUCCCCUCGCUAGACAGCUACUUGAAGGAUCUGACGCGCCACCUGAUGCCGUACCCAUCACCCCUUUUCAAAGUGGGCUUGAUAACCGGCGGUUCCAACACCGAGGCCGGGAAGGUGGUGAUCACUGCUCACCAUUCAGCUUUUGAUGCCUGGACACUCGAAAAGCUUCCGAGAGAAGUCACCGAUGCCUACAUGGAUCGGGAGUCGGACGAGGCUGUCCCAUUCAGCAAGGUCGUACAACUGGUGCGCUCGGAGAAUGCCGAAAGCCUGAAAUUCUGGAAGGAAUACCUCGCAGGAUCCGAGACCAGUCCCAUCGGCUUCACGGACAGGAGCGAGACACAUCUUUGCGAAGAGAAAACCGUGUCUGGGAGAUACGCCAUUUCUCAAUCGCCCCCGUCAAACCUGGUUUCGACUAUCACGCGAGCCGCGUGGGGUUUGGUUCUGGCUUCCUUGACUGAGUCUACAGAUGUGACCUAUGGCGUUAUUCUGAACGGCCGAACCGGCGAGAACGAGAGCGUCAUGGGGCCCACUGUCACUACGAUCCCCUUCCGAGUGAAUUGCAGUCCGCGGAAAUCUCUUGGGGAGCUGAUUCAGACACUCGAGCGUGACGGGAACCGCUUGCUACCGUUCCAGCAUAUAUCUCUCGACGAGCUGCGGAAGCUCAGCCCUGAAGCCGCGCAAGCGGUCAACUUCAACUCGAUUCUGGACAUUGAAAUGGAGAGCGCAGCGCAGCCCUGGGACGAGAGGGUUCUCGCACUGCAAUCCAGCGAGAAACUCUCCCCGGUCUCCAAUUACUACGCCAACUCAUUGAUUGUGGCCUGUCAAUUCGCCCCGAAUGAAAUGAAGGUGCAGAUCACCUUCGACAGCAACCAAGUGCCUGAGAAGACCGCUGCGCGGAUGAUCUCUCAGCUUCACCUGUUCUUCACGCAGUUGACCACUUGUGCCAAAGACACCAGAAUCCACGAGCUGGAGUUACUGGUGGAGGAGGAAAAGGCACUCAUCCGCGCUAUCAACCAGAGCGAGCUUUUGACCCCGGCGGUUCACGGAUUGAUUCACGACCUCGUGGCUCGAUCGGUGGUCCGGAAACCGACCGCAACCGCCAUUGACGCAUGGGAUGGAUCGCUGACCUAUGCCGAGUUGCACGAGAUCACCUCCAAGCUUGCUCGCCAUCUCAUCCGCCUGGGAGUGACGGUCGGCAGCAAGGUGCCUGUCUGUUUUGACAAGUCCAUCAUGGACCCGAUCACCAAGCUAGCCUGCCUCAAGGCUGGCGCCGCGUACGUCCCCCUCGAUCCCUCGCAUCCCACCGAGAGACUACGCAAGAUUGUGCAAUUUAUUGGAUCGGAUCUGCUCAUUGCGGGAGAAUCUCAACAUCAACGUUUCGAGGGCGAGGGCUUCAACAUUGUGGUCAUGGAUCGCGACUUCAUUGAUCGUUUGCCCAACGUUCAGACCCCGCUACCGAAGAACAUCCCUUCCUCCACCACGGCCAUUGUGGUGUUUACGUCUGGGUCCACCGGAAUGCCCAAGGGAGUAGAGUUGAGCCACCGUUCACUUUGCACUCUGGCUGCUGAGGUGGGGGACUCGAUGGACUUCGCCCGGCUGGCGGAGCUACGUCUGCUUCAGUUCGCAGCCUAUGCGUUUGAUGUCUCGAAUACGGAAACAUUCCUGACGCUCAUCUUCGGCGGCACCCUUUGCAUCGUCCCGGAUCACGAGAGAAUGAACCAUCUUGCCGAGGCUGUGAACCGACUUCGCAUCAACUGGCUCUUUCUCACUCCUUCGUCCACGAAGUUGCUGCGCCCGGAGCAGGUGCCGGGCCUCCACACCCUGAUCCUCGGCGGAGAGGCCCCGACGAGUGAAAUCAUUGCUACCUGGGCACACCGCGUGCAUCUAAUCAACAGUUUCGGACCCGCCGAGGGGGGAAUCUGGCCGUCGAUGGCGCACUUCUGGCCCGGAAGCAGCCCGACCAAUAUCGGCCGCAGCGGCGCCACGAAGCUCUGGCUUGUCAGCCCGUCCGAUCACCACCAGCUGAUGGGGCCGAUGGGGAUGACCGGCGAGCUCCUCCUGGAGGGCCCGAUGCUGGCAUCCGGGUACCUCAACGAACCCGAGAAGACCGCUGCGGCGUUUGUCAGGGCCCCUCGGUGGGCCGCGGCGAUGGGGGCCAAGGGUCCGUUCUACAAGACCGGCGACCUCUGUUGCUACAACGAAGAUGGCACGAUGAGCUACGUCGGCCGGAAAGAUGCCACCGUCAAGAUCCGCGGCCAGAGGAUGGAUCUGGCCGAAGUGGAGGUGGCAAUCCACAAAGCGAGCGAGGGCACUUUGGUCGACGUCAUCGCGGAGGUUGUUCGAUUCACCGAUCGCAAAGACCCGUUCCUCGUCGCCUUCUGCGCUGACUCGGCUCCCAGCAACGGGGACCUCUGUGUCGAGCCGGCCUUCUCCGACCAGAUACGGGGCAAGCUGCAGAAGCUUCUGCCGUCGUGGAUGGUGCCCACCCUGUUCCUCGGUAUACGCAAGAUCCCCCUGACGGUCUCGGGCAAGCGGGAUCGCAAGUCCCUGCGUGAGUUGGUCUCGGGUCUCAGCUUGACGGAAAUCACCAAGCACGUUACUGGGGCGCAGGCAAGGCAGGUCACCGGCCCAACAGAGGUCGCGGUUCGGCGGGCGUGGGCGGAGGUCCUGGGGAUUGAAACGCAGCUGAUCAAUGCCUCCGACAACUUUCUGCAGCUGGGUGGUAACUCCAUUGAUGCCAUGAAGCUGGUGUGCGUUCUGAGGACGAUGGGUCUCUCCAUCACCGUCGCGAAGAUCUUCCGCAGCAAGGAUCUUUCGGACAUGGCGACCCUUUGUCACGUCCAGGAGGAGCAGACGUCCGUUCGCGCACUACCACCACCACCACCACCACUGGCUGUGGCCAAGGCAUCUUCAUCCUGCCCCAUUCCGGAUCUGCCAUCCGAGCUCCGGGACUCGAUCGCUGGAACACUCGGGGUCUCUCUGGAUCAGAUCGAGGCUGUGGGUGAGGCGGGGGACUUCCAGUCUCAUUGCUAUUACUUCGGAACGAUGGCCUCGCGUGGAACAUCCCAUUACUCCAGCAUCCACUUUCCUCAGGGGAUAGAGCCGGCGAGGUUGCAAGCGGCCUUUUCCACCCUGGUGGCUCAGACCCCGAUUCUACGCACCGCAUUCCUUCCAUACCAACAGUGCAUUCUUCAGGUGGUGUGCAGGAGGUGGGAGCUGGCCAUCGAGGUCAUCCCCGGGGGGACCACCCACGGACCAGAACGUCUCCGGGAAUGGAUCGCGGCCGAUCUCCAGAAAGAAAGCACCCUCAGCCAGCGCUGCACCCGCGGGGCGAUCCUCGAAUGCCCGGACGGCUCGAGCGUGUUUGUCUUCCAGCACUCGCAUGCGCGCAAGGACGCCUGGACCGACAACAUCCUAUUCCAGGACCUGCAGGCGAUCUACAACGGGCGGGCUGUCCCGGCCCGGCCGACCUAUCUGCAACUGUGCGAGCAUCUGCAGCGGACGACAGACCGCGAGGCAACCGCGGCAUACUGGCAGGGGCUGCUGCGCGGGUCGCAAAUGACCCCGAUCGUGGAUUCGUCUCGCCCGUCCUAUGCGAACAUCGUCAACGUCACUCUGCAAGCCCCGGCGGUGGCGGGCAACACCUCCGCGCUGGGGAUCACGACCGCGACGGUGCUCAAGGCGGCCUGGGCCCUGGUGCUGGCCGAAUUCACCCACCAGCCGGAUGUGGUCUUCGGCCACCUGACCUCGGGUCGAAGCGUAGCCUAUCCGGAGAUCGACCAGGUCCUUGGGCCUUGUGUCAAUAUCAUUCCCGUGCGUCUCCGCGCUCUGACCAACAGCCGCAGCAACGACAACAAGCGGGCGGUGGAUCUCCUCCGCGAGACGCAGCAGCAGCACAUCGACAGCCUCGAGCACGAAUGGAUGGGCGAGCGCGAGAUCGUGCGCCGCUGCACGGACUGGGCCCCCAUGACGCGAUUCAGCUCGGUGGUCCAAUAUCAGAACGUUGAGGAGGUGCAAUCGAUGCCGGACGCCGCGCACGGCGGAUCCUGGGAGGUGCGACUGCACGGGGUGGAUUGGGACUCGACGGACGUCUGGGUUCUGGCCUGGCCCGAGCCGGCCGACGACCUCGUCCAGAUCACGCUGUGCUUCUCGCCGACGCGGGUGCCCCCCUCCCUGGCGGAACGCAUGCUGGCCCGUCUGCGAGCCAUCUUCGAGACCCUCGGCCACCCCGAGCACCAGGACGCGCCGCUCCCUAUUGCUCCUGGCGGCGGCGGCCCCGCCCAGCUUCCCCUCUCCAUCACCACCCCCGCGACGGCGCAGUCAUCGUCGUCGUCGCCACAAACCCUGGAAGGGCCGCUGGCCCCGAGCACGCAAGUGGAUUCGGAGUCUGAAACCGACGCAAUCAGGUCGCUGGUUGAUCGCGCGUGGGCCUUCCUGUGGGCAUCGCCAGCACGACCAGGAGCAGCGGGCCGGGACUCCAGACUGCCGUACUACGCGCUCAGCGCCGCCCCGUGGACGGCUUCCAGUCUGGCCUUUACGUACCGACGUCACGCGAUCGACGUGUCCACUGAGGAUAUCAUCGACCAUCCGACGAUGGAAGCGCAAGUUGACUUGUUACGGGAGAGAUCCCGCUUGCUCCACGGGCGGACCAAUUGA